Molecule: messenger RNA, 3019 nt
Organism: Poeciliopsis prolifica (blackstripe livebearer)
Lineage: Eukaryota; Metazoa; Chordata; Actinopteri; Cyprinodontiformes; Poeciliidae
Gene: irf5
Product: interferon regulatory factor 5
Exons: 9
Coding region: 168-1679 (503 amino acids)
Biological process (GO): immune system process; regulation of transcription by RNA polymerase II
Cellular component (GO): nucleus
Molecular function (GO): protein binding; DNA-binding transcription factor activity, RNA polymerase II-specific; RNA polymerase II cis-regulatory region sequence-specific DNA binding
Source: RefSeq, a predicted model, not a curated record
AGCUGCAACUUAAUCUGUGACCAAAACACAAAACGCUUUUAUUUUGAAAGUAAUGCCAUCUUUGGCGGAAGCAGUUUUCACGCAGACUCACUUUACUUCAGCAAAGACACCCAGAAACUUUGUGUCGCGCGGUACCGCUCCGGUCCGGUGCCGAACUAUUCGUUUGUAUGUUGGUGGUUCGGUGCACAAAACUGUUUCACACCAAAAGCGCAGAACCGGAACCAGGUACCGAGCCAAGGUCCCAGUGCUCCCAGCGCUCCGCCAUGAGCAUCCAGCCCCGCAGGAUCCGCCUGAAGCCCUGGCUGCUGGCCCAGGUGAACAGCGGCAGGUAUCCGGGUCUGCAGUGGCUCGGUUCGGAGCAGCGGCUCUUUCAGGUCCCGUGGAAACACGCGACCCGCAACACGCCGAUGUCGGAGGAGGAGAACACCAUCUUUAAGGCGUGGGCCGUGGAGACCGGGAAGUACCAGGAGGGUGUGGACGAACCGGACCCGGCCAAGUGGAAGGCGAACCUGCGCUGCGCGCUCAACAAGAGCCGUGAGUUCCGGCUCUGGUUCGACGGAACCAAGGAGACGCCGCUCCGCCCCUACAAGAUCUACGAGGUCUGCGACGGAACCGGCGCCGCAGAUGGAGCCGAGGACGAUGAGGAGAUGCCGGACCUCACCGAGCUCUCCAUCAACCCUCGGACCGAGCUCGCCUCUUUUCCGCCCUUCGGGUCGGCCCAGGUGAUCCCGAUGCCGCUGCUGCCCCUGACCUCUGACGUCCAGCCUCGGGGUUCACCGGCGGACCCGGGGAGCUUCGACCCGGCCGGACUCCAGAACCUGAACCCUCUGUCCUCCACUCAGCCAGAAUCCAUGGAGGCCAGCAGCAUGGAGUCCGUCCAGAGCCAGUCGGAUCAUCAGAACCAGCAGCCCUGCAAGUACGACCUGCUGAGCAGUGUCCCAUUAACAGAUCUGGACCUGAAGUUCUGGUACCGGGGCCGGGCCAUGGGCUCCCUGACGGUCAGCAACCCCCAGGGCUGCCGGCUCUACUACGGCCACCUGGAACCGACGCCGGAGCAGGUGGACCUGUUCGGUCCAGUCAGUCUGCAGCAGGUUCUGUUCCCGGGAACGGUGGAGAUCCAGAACCAGAAGCAGCGUUUCUACACGGACGCUCUGCUGGAUGUGAUGGACCGCGGUCUGAUCCUGGAGAUCCAGCAGCAGGACAUCUAUGCCAUCCGCCUCUGUCAGUGCAAGGUAUUCUGGUCUGGCCCGGGAAUGCCAGAACUGGGUCCACCCAACUCCAUGGAGCGAGAGAGGAGGAUACGGGUGUUCAGCCUGAACGACUUCCUGCAAGGGCUGAUCUCGUUCCAGAAGGGCGAAGCUGCCAAUCCGCCGCCAUUUGACGUCUUCUUCUGCUUCGGAGAGGACUGGCCGGACAGGAAGCCUAGAGAGAAGAAGCUCAUCAUGGUCCAAGUGGUUCCGGUGGUGGCCCGGAUCCUGACGGAGAUGUUCUCCGGAGAGCUGGCCUGGUCCACCGACAGCAUCCGGCUGCAGAUCUCCAACCCGGACGUGAAGGAUCAGACGGUGGAGCAGUUCAAGGAGCUGCAGCGCCUGCUCCAGAACCAACUGGGUCCAACCGGGCCCUGGGCCCCCGUCGGCUCUCUAGAGGCCUCUACCGGGUUCUCCAUGGGGACCAGCUGAGACCAGAACCUGGGGUUCAACCUCUGUUACAUCACAAAGGGUUGGGUCGUUUGUAGACCAGAAAAUUCUGAUUCCUUCCUGAAGGUUUUAUUUGGACUUUGGCUGCUUCAGGCUCUGGUUCUGACCGAAUCCAGACCUGGCUUCUGAACAGAACCCAUUCAUCACAGUUCCAGGUAGUUUGGUACUGGUAGCUGGUUGGUCAGGGGGACCCAAACCAGACAGAAACAUGGUUCUGGUUCUGAUCUGUGGGGAAUUCUUUAGUGGUUCAGGAGCUCUUCUGGAACCUAAUCAGUUGGACCUGAUUAAACAAUUUCCGUCUGGCAAGUCCGGUACCACCAUGUGUCCGGGUCGGAACCACUGCAGUAUUCUGCUGCUGGUCCAUCAGAACCAUUUCAUCAGUGAUUCUGUUUGCUCUCUGGCGCCGCCCGGAGGACAGACCGGGCCCUGCAGCAGGAACUAGUCUAACCAGAACUCCCAGUCUCAGGUGAGGAUGACUGACCCUUCAUCAGGUGGGGUCAGAUUACAGAAACACCUGAGCUCAGGCGUUAAUGCCCCCCAGUUACUGGUUAGACUGGUCCCAGUGUGUCUCCCUUUCUAAAACCACAGAAGAAGAAGCAGAGUGUUUUCAGCUGUUUUAUUGUUUACAGCAAGGCUACAUCACCACUGAUGUCAUGGUGUCAGUCCGCCUCAUUACCCACAGUCCUCUCUGUUUCCAUUCAUGGAAAAACAACUAAAAUAAACCAAAGAUAAAAGGUCAAAGGUGACGCCAAAUCCUCCAGCGUUCCGCCAUGCGGCCCACAGCAUCAUGGGAAAUUUUUUGGCUCUGUUUUUUGGCACGGACAGAAACAUCUUGACCAAAGUCCCAAAAAUAAAUCUCUUAAAAACAGUUGAGCAGGCACGUCCUGAUUAAUCGCCUCCGAGGGUCCAGCAGGAACCGGUCCUGACCCCGCCCACCCACAACCACCUGCUGCAGGUGAGCUGGGGGGUGGGCUCCGUCCGUCUCUCCUCCGUCGGGUCACAGAGUCCCGUUUCACAUUCAAAGUCCCUCCGUCUUCCUCGUCUGCAGUCGCAGCUUUUUGUCGUCACCUCUGAAUGUUGGUCAACUAAAGAUUUAACCUGAGGAAGAGGAGGAGGAAGAGGCGCGCUUUCAGCUCUUCACUCAUCUCAGGACACUUUCUAUGAAACCACACUGUAAAAACACAAGGUAUUUUUUUCUUGUUUCUACAGCAAAUAUCUUGAGAUAAAAAAACGUUUCAGCAGGUAACGUCUCCCUUGUUUGUGUUUGCCUGAAAUUAAAUUUUGUUCUGCAAACAAUAAAGAGAUUCAGUUUAAUUCAGUAA